AUGGAUGAAUUCCAUCUUGCCCAACAAUAUGGUGCAAAAACUGGAGAUAGGGCUGAAGGAAGGCAUACUUAUCAAAAUUCACUUUUAGGCCCACAGCCUUUAACUUUUCAAAAACAGCGGCGAUGUAAACCAGGUGGUAUGACUGAAGACUUUGAGAAGAUUGUCUAUCUGAGGGAGAGAAAACACAUCUUUUUUCGUUACCGUAUUUACCUGCCUGUAAUCGAUGUAUAUGCACAGUUUACUGCCCUUUUUUGGCACAACUAUGACUGGGAAAGCCUACAGACUUUUUGA
Molecule: messenger RNA, 291 nt
Organism: Dentiscutata erythropus
Lineage: Eukaryota; Fungi; Glomeromycota; Glomeromycetes; Diversisporales; Gigasporaceae
Source: the annotation of a GenBank genome assembly